This is a messenger RNA of Arvicanthis niloticus (Nile rat), 2673 nucleotides long. RefSeq names its product dipeptidyl peptidase 3 (gene Dpp3). Gene Ontology annotation, cellular component: cytoplasm. The record is from RefSeq and is a predicted model, not a curated record. Gene Ontology annotation, molecular function: metalloexopeptidase activity; dipeptidyl-peptidase activity. Gene Ontology annotation, biological process: proteolysis. NCBI's taxonomy places the organism in Eukaryota, Metazoa, Chordata, Mammalia, Rodentia, Muridae.
CAAUGAAUGGGGCGGGGAGCCGGAAGCAGGAAGUGAGUUUGCGAACGGAGCAGCUGCAGCAGGGCUCAUGGCAGAUACCCAGUACAUCCUGCCCAAUGAUAUCGGUGUGUCUAGCCUGGACUGCCGUGAGGCAUUCCGCCUGCUGUCACCCACAGAGCGCCUCUAUGCCCAUCACCUGUCUAGAGCCGCUUGGUAUGGAGGCCUGGCUGUGCUGCUCCAGACAUCCCCUGAAGCACCCUACAUCUAUGCUCUGCUUAGCCGCCUCUUCCGUGCCCAGGACCCUGACCAGCUACGACAGCACGCCCUGGCUGAGGGUCUUACUGAAGAAGAGUAUCAGGCAUUCCUGGUCUAUGCUGCUGGGGUCUACUCCAACAUGGGCAACUAUAAGUCCUUUGGUGACACCAAGUUUGUUCCUAACCUGCCCAAGGAAAAGCUGGAACGUGUGAUCCUGGGAAGUAAGGCUGCACAACAGCAGCCAGAAGAAGUCAGGAGCCUUUGGCAGACCUGUGGGGAGCUUAUGUUCUCCCUGGAACCAAGGCUUCGACAUCUUGGUCUGGGGAAGGAGGGAGUCACCACCUAUUUCUCUGGGGAUUGUACCAUGGAAGAUGCUAAGUUGGCCCAAGACUUUCUGGACUCUCAGAACCUCAGCGCAUACAACACACGGCUCUUCAAGGUGGUUGGCCAGGAAGGGAAGUCCCACUAUGAGGUGCGACUGGCUUCAGUACUCAACACAGACCCUGCUCUCGACUCUGAAUUGACUUCCAAGCUGAAGAGCUAUGAGUUCCAGGGAAACCAUUUCCAGGUCACCCGGGGAGACUAUGGCCCCAUCCUCCAGAAGGUGGUAGAACACUUGGAGAAAGCUAAGGCUUAUGCAGCCAACAGCCACCAGGAGCAAAUGCUGGCCCAGUACGUGGAGAGCUUCACCCAGGGUUCCAUUGAGGCCCAUAAGAGGGGCUCCCGCUUCUGGAUUCAGGACAAAGGCCCCAUUGUGGAGAGUUACAUUGGCUUCAUUGAGAGCUACCGUGACCCCUUUGGCUCCCGAGGAGAGUUUGAAGGCUUCGUGGCCAUGGUCAACAAGGCCAUGAGUGCGAAGUUCGAGCGGCUGGUCGCCAGUGCUGAGCAGCUGCUGAGGGAGCUGCCCUGGCCGCCUGCCUUUGAGAAGGACAAGUUCCUCACCCCUGACUUCACUUCCCUGGAUGUCCUCACCUUUGCUGGCUCUGGCAUCCCAGCGGGCAUCAACAUCCCCAACUAUGAUGACCUGAGACAGACAGAAGGCUUUAAGAAUGUGUCUCUGGGAAAUGUGCUGGCUGUGGCCUACGCCACAAAGCGGGAGAAACUCACGUUCUUGGAGGAAGAAGACAAGGACCUGUAUAUCCGCUGGAAGGGGCCAUCCUUUGAUGUGCAGGUGGGGUUACACGAGCUGUUGGGCCACGGCAGCGGCAAGCUCUUUGUCCAGGAUGAGAAAGGUGCUUUCAACUUUGACCAGGAGACUGUGAUUAACCCAGAGACUGGGGAGCAGAUCCAGAGCUGGUACCGGAGUGGAGAGACAUGGGAUAGCAAAUUCAGCACCAUUGCCUCCAGCUACGAAGAGUGCCGGGCGGAGAGUGUGGGCCUCUACCUCUGUCUCAACCCCCAAGUGCUGGAGAUCUUUGGCUUUGAGGGAGCUGAUGCAGAAGAUGUAAUCUAUGUGAACUGGCUCAACAUGGUUCGGGCUGGGCUGCUGGCUUUGGAGUUCUACACCCCAGAGGUGGCCAACUGGCGACAGGCCCACAUGCAGGCCCGGUUCGUGAUCCUGAGGGUUUUGCUGGAAGCUGGCGAAGGACUGGUUACUGUCACUCCCACCACAGGCUCUGAUGGGCGCCCAGAUGCCCGUGUCCACCUGGACCGCAGCAAGAUCCGGUCGGUGGGCAAACCUGCCUUGGAGCGGUUCCUGCGGAGACUCCAGGUACUGAAGUCCACAGGGGAUGUGGUUGCAGGGCGGGCCCUGUACGAGGGCUAUGCAACUGUCACUGACACCCCCCCAGAGUGCUUCCUCACCCUACGGGACACAGUACUGCUGCGCAAGGAAUCCCGGAAGCUUAUUGUUCAGCCCAACACUCGCCUCGAAGGUUCAGAAGUCCAACUUGUAGAGUAUGAGGCCUCAGCUGCUGGUCUCAUCCGGUCCUUCUGUGAGCGUUUUCCCGAGGAUGGGCCUGAGUUGGAGGAGGUUCUUACCCAGCUGGCCACAGCAGAUGCCAGAUUCUGGAGGGACCAGGUCCAGGAGGCCCCAUCUGGCCAGGCUUGAGAAGAUUUGUGUGGUCUCUCCCCUCUUUGUCAAACCAGGGCUAUCAGUGGCCCUGAAUUGUGUGUGAUUAGGAGUCAGGGGAGGGGUAGGAGCUCGGACUUUGGUGCUACCUCAGCUGAGGGUGGUGAUGCUAAGCCCUUCCAUUUGUCAGCACUUUCCAGUUUACCGUAUGUCCUCAGUUCCUGAAUCUGCACUGCCAUCUAUGGCGGGAGCUCAACAGGGUGCCUACUCUGGUUUUCCAAAUGGGAAGGUGGCAGUUCCGAGAACUGACUGUUCUAGAUCCGGCAGGUGGCAUGUGACAGAGCCAGGGCUCAAAGCAUUCUCACCAAAUCCAGCGCUCUGCGUGUAUUACUUUUAUAGCCAGAAAAAUAAAUAUGACAACCACCAUC